Molecule: messenger RNA, 5343 nt
Organism: Notolabrus celidotus (New Zealand spotty)
Lineage: Eukaryota; Metazoa; Chordata; Actinopteri; Labriformes; Labridae
Product: alpha-tectorin-like
Exons: 35
Coding region: 178-4722 (1514 amino acids)
Biological process (GO): cell-matrix adhesion
Source: RefSeq, a predicted model, not a curated record
ACAGCUCCUCAGACAAAUCAAGUGACUGGAGGUUCAAAUAUUCCUCAGACAACAACCCCUCCUUGGACUCCUUCAGUGAAUCAUCAGGUUGUUGGAGGUACGACAGCUCCUCAGACAAACCAAGUGACUGGAGGUCCAACUGUUAAUCAGACAACAACCCCUCAGGCGACUCCUCCCAUGAAUCCUCAGGUUAUUGGAGGACCCCUCUACCCAAUUGCUGGAACUACAACAAUUCGAGCAGAUGAUGGAAGUUCUCCCCUCAUUCCUCUGCAACAUCCUUUUGUUUUCUUCGGACAUCCAUAUAACUACACAUAUGUGAACCACAAUGGACACUUGACCUUUGACUCAGCAUGGUAUAGUCACACAUCUCAAAGAAUUCCAGUGUUUGGAUCAAGAGAUUUCAUCGCUCCAUUCUGGACCGAUUUUGACAACAGACAAACUGGUUGGGUCUACUACAACCAAUAUACCAACGGCAGUGUUCUUCAUCAAGCAACACAAGACAUCAACGACUACUUCCCAGGCCUGAACUUCAACGCCACCGUUGUUUUGGUUGCAACAUGGUAUGAGAUGGCCUACUUUUCAAACACUGGAACAAAAACGACAGUUCAAGCAGUCUUGAUCUCUGAUGGCCAGUACUCAUUUGUGAUGUUUAACUAUGGGAUAAUUUCUCCACCAGUCCGCAACGUGCAGGCAGGAUAUGACACUGUCAAUUCCCCUUACCACUUCACCAUCCCUGGAUCAUCAUUCUCCAACAAUUUCACGGGCAAUUACUCAAAUUUCCGCAACAGCAGCAAUGUCAACGUACUCGGUCGCUGGGUUUUCAGGGUGGACAAUGGAUCAAGGAGCUGUGUUUUAAACUGUCCAACUGUUCCUCAGACAACAACCCCUCAGGCGACUCCUCCUGUGAAUCCUCAGGUUGUUGGAGCUACAAACAUUCCUCAGACGACCACCCCUCCUUGGACUCCUUCAGUGAAUCAUCAGGUUACUGGAGGUACGACAGCUCCUCAGACAAAUCAAGUGACUGGAGGUUCAAAUAAUCCUCAGACGGCCACCCCUCCUUGGACUCCUUCAGUGAAUCAUCAGGUUACUGGAGGUACGACAGCUCCUCAGACAAAUCAAGUGACUGGAGGUUCAAAUAAUCCUCAGACGACCACCCCUCCUUGGACUCCUUCAGUGAAUCCUCAGGUUGUUGGGGGUACGACAGCUCCUCAGACAAAUCAAGUGACUGGAGGUCCAACUGUUAAUCAGACAACAACCCCUCAGGCGACUCCUCCAGUGAAUCCUCAGGUUGUUGGAGGACCCCUCUACCCAAUUGCUGGAACUACAACAAUUCGAGCACUGGAUGGAAGUUCUCCUCUCAUUCCUCUGCAACAUCCUUUUGUUUACUUUGGACAGCAAUAUAACCACACAUAUGUUAACCACAAUGGACACAUGACCUUUGUCUCAUCAUGGUAUAGUUACAUACCCCAAAAGUUUCCCAUGUUUGGGUCAAGAGAUUUCAUCGCUCCAUUCUGGACAGAUUUUGACAACAGACAAACUGGUUGGGUCUACUACAACCAAUAUACCAACGGCAGUGUUCUUCAUCAAGCAACACAAGACAUCAACGACUACUUCCCAAGCCUGAACUUCAACGCCACCUUGGUGUUGGUUGCAACAUGGUAUGAGAUGGCCUACUAUUUUAACACUGGAACAAAAACGACAGUUCAAGCAGUCUUGAUCUCUGAUGGCCAGUACUCAUUUGUGAUGUUUAACUAUGGGAAUAUUUCUCCACCAGUCCACAAUGUGCAGGCAGGAUAUGACACUGUCAAUUCCCCUUACCACUUCACCAUCCCUGGAUCAUCAUUCUCCAACAAUUUCACGGGCAAUUACUCAAAUUUCCGCAACAGCAGCAAUGUCAACGUACUCGGUCGCUGGGUUUUCAGGGUGGACAAUGGAUCAAGGAGCUGUGUUUUAAACUGUCCAGCUGUUCCUCAGCCGACUCCUCCCGUGAAUCCUCAGGUUACUGGAGGACCCCUCUACCCAAUUGCUGGAACCACAACAUUUCGAUCACUGGAUGGAAGUUCUCCUCUCAUUCCUCUGCAACAUCCUUUUGUUUACUUUGGACAUCCAUAUAACUACACAUAUGUGAACCACAAUGGACACAUGACCUUUGACUACUCAUGGUAUAGUUUCAUACCCCAAAAGUUUCCCAUGUUUGGGUCAAGAGAUGUCAUCGCUCCAUUCUGGACCGAUUUUGACAACAGACAAACUGGUUGGGUCUACUACAACCAAUAUACCAACGGCAGUGUUCUUCAUCAAGCAACACAAGACAUCAACGACUACUUCCCAGGCCUGAACUUCAACGCCACCUUGGUUUUGGUUGCAACAUGGUAUGAGAUGGCCUAUUAUCCAAACACUGGAACAAAAACGACAGUUCAAGCAGUCUUGAUCUCUGAUGGCCAGUACUCAUUUGUGCUGAUGAACUAUGGGAUAAUUUCUCCACCAAUCCGCAAUGUGCAGGCAGGAUAUGACACUGUCAGUUCCGCUUACCGCUUCACCAUCCCUGGAUCAUCAUUCUCCAACAGUUCAGCAGGCAAUUCAAGUUUCUGGAAUAGCAGCAAUGUCAACGUACCCGGUCGCUGGGCUUUCAGGGUGGACAAUGGAUCAAGGAGCUGCGCUUUCAAUGGUGUACCAGUUGAGCUGGGCGACUCGUUCUGGAGUGACAGUUCCUGUGCAACUAAGUGCACCUGCACCUCAAAAGGCCUUCAGUGUCACAGCCAACCCUGCUUUUUCUCCCAAAUCUGCCAGCCUGACACCUUUCAGUUCUCCUGCCAGACAGUGCAGAGACAGACCUGCACUGUAUGGGGGGACCCACAUUACAUCUGCUUUGAUGGGGCACUGGCUCAUUUUCAGGGCACAUGCUCUUACAUUGUCUCUGAGAGUGUGAGCCACGGUAUCAAUGAAACCCAGUUUCAGGUGGUAGCCACAAAUAAUCACCGUGGCAACAACAGAGUGUCAUUUGUGUCAGCAGUGGAUGUGUACCUCUCAAAUGGACAAGAGAGCACACACAUCAGGAUAGGACCAAACAAAGUUUUGAAGGUAAAUGGAAGUGGGGCGUCUCUUCCUGUCACAAAUGGAUCCUUGGCUCAGGUUACAAGGCAGGGAAGCUUCAUAGAAGUUGAUGCUGGUGACCUGAUAGUGGAGUUUGAUGGGCAUAGUACUUUACUGGUGAGAAUUGGCCUAAAUCGUAAAAACAGAGUCAGAGGGAUGUGCGGAAACUUCAACGGUGACCCUUCAGAUGACAAAGUCUUGCCCAAUGGAACACUGGCACUAAAUGAUAAUCACUUUGGACACAGCUGGAUAUCAACAACCAGUCAACCAGGAUGUGGAUCCACAGAUGAGGACAUCGGCAAUGAAAUGAAUGACUGCCCCUUUAUGCAACAAUACUCAGAGCUCUGCAGUGUCAUCACCAACACCAGCGGCCCAUUCAGUGCCUGUCAUCAGCACUCUGACCCUCAUCCAUUUUUCAGCUCCUGUGUCUACGAUCUCUGCCUCUACACUCCUGCAAACGGCAUGCUGUGUUCAGCUGUCUCCGCCUAUGAGUCAACCUGCUCAGUUUUAGGGUUGGACAUCCCAGAAUGGCGCUCUGCUUUGCAGUGUGCCGAGUCAGACCCCUGUGACUCACUGAACUGCACAGAGAAUGAAUGGUGUGGACAAAAAAAUGGAGUGUAUGGCUGCUUCUGUGAUGAGCACCACCAUCGGGCAGACAAUGGCAGCUAUGACUCGUCAAUUACUUGUGCCAGCAGUACAGGCAUCAUGUCUUUGUCACGCUGCCAGCUGUUUGAAGCUGGCUUUUACCCAAGCACCCUCCACCUCAGGGAUCACUCCUGCAACGGGAUAAUUGAGGAAGGACGAGUGCUGUUUCACUUUGACAACGAAGACAACCUGUGUGGGACUGUCCUCAGGAGCAAUGGAACUCAUUUCAUCUAUGAGAACAACAUCAAGGGUGAAGCUGACCCCCACGACGGUCUGAUCAGCCGUGAACAGCGCCUUAAUCUGGCUUUCUGCUGUGAAUAUCCUCUGACCCAGGCCCUGUCGAUGGCUGUGGGCAUCAACCCCUUAGAGAGCAUUGUGAACAGGAAGAUUCCUGUCGGCGUUGGGCAGUACAACAUCAGGAUAACCCCCUACCAGGACGCUGGCUUCCAAUAUCCUCUUGCUGGUGACGGCAACACUGGAAUUGAAAUUGACCAGGAGAUUUAUGUGGAGGUUCGGACAGAAGGAGUCGAUAAACAACAGCUCUCCACCAUCCUUGACUCUUGCUGGGCCACACCUGUCGACAUUGCAGACUACCCUGUCCGCUGGGAUCUCAUCACUUCAGAGUGUCCCGCUCCAGCAGAUGGUACAGUUGAGUUGAUUCAGAAUGGCAUCUCCACUGUGUCUCGAUUCUCCUUCAGGAUGUUCACCUUCACCAACUUUACAGCAGUCUUCCUGCACUGCCAGGUCCACCUCUGCCUUUUGAAAGGCAACAACUGCUCCAAUACCUGCUACCCUGGUCACCAUGAGCGAGUUCAGAGAGAUGUGUCCUACCAUGACACUGCAGACAUCUCAGUAGGACCCAUUUUGUUGAGGCAGGAAAGAGCACUUCCAAGAGGUGGAGAAGUGUCCAAGAGCAGUGCUUCAACCCCGGUGAUAUCCAUGGUGUCUCUGCUAGUCAGUUUACUGACUGCCAAAACUCUGAUCUAGAGAGAUCAAGGUUCAGCCCACAGACAGUAAACAGAUAAAUGUAUUCACAUUACACCACAUUAUAUGGAUUAAUCUGUACUGGCUUGAUCAAUUUGCAUGGGUUCAAGAAAGACCAGCUGUUUAUACCUGUAUAAAUAGAUGAAUACCUAUGUAGAUACCUUUUUUGUAUUAUUGCUGGCCUGAAGUAGUUUUACAUAUGGUUUAAUGACAUCACUGUCUGCUGUUUACCAAUUGUUUAAUUUGUUCUAAUGUCUACCAGUUUUAUCCUCAGGGUGUUGCUUUUGUUUUUUAAAUCAUGGUGCAAAUCAUCAUUAAUGAAGGAAACGCGUUAAAUGAAGUCAUUUAGCGCUGUAAAUUGUGUUGUAGUCAACUGUAUGUGAAAGGCCUUGUCCUUAAGAUCUGUUUUCUUUUUCAUCCACUAGUUGAAAAGUUGUUGUCUUGUUAUGAUGGGAGACGCCAUAGGCCACCAUUAGAAAGAUUAUGUUACUUGCAUGUUGUUGUAUUCACAAUGUGUGAGUUUCAUGCUUUUUUUUAUGUGGUGACUCCUAUCAUUAUAUCCCUGUCAUAUUUGAAGAAUUCAUACAUAAUGAAGCUAUAAAUAAAUGUUUUUCAUUUACUGAG